Messenger RNA from Pseudocercospora fijiensis CIRAD86, 426 nucleotides. RefSeq lists its product as uncharacterized. Lineage: Eukaryota; Fungi; Ascomycota; Dothideomycetes; Mycosphaerellales; Mycosphaerellaceae. The transcript is spliced from 3 exons. The annotation marks the transcript as partial. The record is from RefSeq and is a predicted model, not a curated record.
GUCGAGGAUCUCGGCGGCAUGGCACGGUCUUACAGCGUGGGGUCUGUUCCUGCCGUGCUCGAGGAUGGCAUCGAUAUCAAGGCAUACCAGGCUGAGGAUGGAGUAACGAGUUUCCGGCGUCGCGACAUUGUUCCGCCUCAGCCUGGUGCCAAUUUGCUCGUCGUCGAUCUGGAGCCUGGCGUUGUCAGCAUGAUGCAUCGAACCGUAUCCAUAGAUUUCUCCAUCUGCUGCGUCGGCGAAACUGACCAUGAAUUGGAUAGUGGCGAGAAAGUGCGUCUGUAUCCCGGAUUGAGUACAGACCAUAUCGUGCAGCGAGGCACAUAUCAUCGUUGGUCCAAUGCAUCGAAGGACAAGCCUGCUCGAUUCGUCGCCUGUACUCUGCCAUGUGUUCCCUUCGAUAUCGCAGGCCAAGAGUUGAAAGAAGAG